AAUAAAUAACCAGCCUGUGGCUUUAGGAAGCCAGGUUCCAAGAUGGACGGCCCGUCCGCUCAGAGGGAAGCAGUGGAGUAGAAUGCCUGUCUCUAUAAAAUGGCUGGACUUUUCACAGACUUGACAAAGAUGCGCGCGAAACAUGUUGUCCCAGCAACCGGCCUCUUCCUGAUGCGGCUCCAGCUUUUGUCUCUCCACAUCGUGGUGACGUCAUCCAGGACGCUGGGACGUGGGUAAACGUUCCCUUUGACAGGCAUUCUACUCCACUGCUUCCCUCUGAGCGGACGGGCCGUCCAUUUGGAACCUGGCUUC
This is a messenger RNA of Staurois parvus, 312 nucleotides long. Lineage: Eukaryota; Metazoa; Chordata; Amphibia; Anura; Ranidae. The record is from the annotation of a GenBank genome assembly.